Ceraceosorus guamensis is the source of this 1797-nucleotide messenger RNA. RefSeq lists its product as hypothetical. The record is from RefSeq and is a predicted model, not a curated record. Gene Ontology annotation, cellular component: proteasome complex; proteasome regulatory particle, lid subcomplex. The coding region runs from base 1 to 1797 and encodes 598 amino acids. Gene Ontology annotation, molecular function: enzyme regulator activity. Gene Ontology annotation, biological process: regulation of protein catabolic process; ubiquitin-dependent protein catabolic process. The transcript is spliced from 4 exons. Lineage: Eukaryota; Fungi; Basidiomycota; Exobasidiomycetes; Ceraceosorales; Ceraceosoraceae.
AUGGCUUCGCAAGCCACUUCCGAUUCAAAGCCUUCGGGCAACGCUACAGAAUCAAGCUCGACAGCUUCCUUGAUCCCCACCCUCUCCUCAGAGGAGCAAUUUCUUCACCUCUUGCGACACAACUUGGCGCUCAUCACUAGAGGUGUGACGCACUUGGAGCCUCGCUUCACCGCUAGAGCUCUUCGAAGCUUGACCUCUACUCGACGCAAAGCUGCUGCUCAUCCGGAUGUGCUCGCCACCACAAUCGAAGAGGGAGAUGCGGAUGAUAAAUCUCGUGCUGCGAUGCUCAAGUUCUUGCCCAAGUCUUAUGUUCCUCAGCCUGUCAAGCUGCCCACCGCGACGAGCGCAAACGCUGCCUCGGACGCCAUGGACAUAGACGAAUCUGAAUCUGCGCCAGCCACAGAGGGAACAAAAAAGGACUCGAAAGACGGCAAGUCCGACGACAAGGAUUCGGAAAGGGAGAAGGAAAAGGAAAAGGAGGCUCAACAGGAGAAAGAAAGGGCUGCAUUCAUCGAAAAGUUCAAUCAACCUUUUAAAGCGAGACCAGAAGCGGCUGCUGAAGUUCAAGCGUAUCUGCGUCUUCUGUUGGUGGUUUACCUGCUGGAUGGAGGAAAGGUAGAAGAAGCGCAGACGCUGGCCAGGUCUUCGAUCGAUGCUGUCGUCGCUCAAAAUAAGAGAUCCCAGGAUUUGCUCGGUGCCAGGCUUGUCUUUUACCUCUCUAGGAGCAUCGAACUGCUCAGCAAGGACAAAUCUGCCGAGGGUCUUGCCGGCGAGCGUCCUUACCUCUUGAGUCUGUACAGGAGCGCCUCUCUUAGACACGAUCCCGAGACGCAAGCGACGCUCAUCAACCUCCUGCUCAGGAGCUACAUCGAGGGAAAGGCGAACCUGUACGACCAAGCGGACAAGCUCGUCGCCAGAGCCCCUUUUCCUCGAAGCAAGGCUGGCAAUGGCCAAGUGGCGAGGUACGAGUACUACGUAGGAAGAAUUCGAGCUGUUCAAUUGAACUACUCGGAAGCUCACACGCACCUUCAACAAGCCAUCAGAAGAGCUCCAGCGGCUGUGCAACCGGCAAGCGCCAACAAGGGUGCGGCGGACAAGGAAAAGGCGGACGGUCCGCCUGCUGCCAAACUUGGCAAACCUUCUGUGCCUGCCGCUGGGUUCUUGCAGACGGCUCACAAAUUCCUGGUCGUCGUGGAGCUGCUCAUGGGCGACAUUCCUGAACGAAGCAUUUUCCGCGCCGAAGUGCUCCAGAAGGCCCUUGCGCCUUAUAUGGAGAUUGUCCAAGCGGUCCGAGUGGGCGAUUUGUCCCUCUUUCAAAAGACGCUGUCCACGCACGAAGCGCUCUUUCAAGCCGACCGCACGCGUUCUCUGAUCGUGCGUCUGCGCCACAAUGUCAUCAAGACGGGUAUCCGCACCAUCUCCCUCGCAUACAGUCGGAUUUCGCUUGCAGACAUCACGCGCAAGCUUCAUUUGGAGAGCGAAGAAGAUGCAGAGUACAUUGUGGCCAAGGCUGUCAGGGAUGGGGUCAUCGAGGCUCGGGUGGACCACGAGAGGGGAGAAAUGAAGUCGGCAGACAUGGGAGAGGUUUACAAGACCAACGAACCUCAGACGCAAUUCAGACAGAGGAUCGACUUUUGCUUGCAGUUGCACAACGAGAGCGUAAAGGCCAUGCGUUACCCGCUCAACAAUCACAAGGCGGAACUCGACAGCGCUGUCGCGGCGCGCGAAAGAGAGAGGGAGCUGGCCAACGAGAUCGCCGAUGGUGACAUUAGCGAAGACGACGAGGAUUGGGUUUGA